CGUGAGCUUGCGUUUGUUUGGUGACGUUAGCGACGCAAAAAGGACAUCAGCUAGCCAGGUGUGCACGUCAAGUCAACGUUCUGCCGAACGACCUGACCGUCGACCCCUCCCUACACAGCAAGCAAGAUGGUAAGCACGGAGAGAGCCACGUGGGGAGCUAGAGAGGGAAGCGAGGGAAGAGCUGAGGUGUAGGGAAAAGGAGGAGCCUGGAAGCGCUCACUCAGUGUCCCUGUUCAAAGAGAGGCAGCGCUUUGUGUGUUAGAAUAUCGUGUUGAGGCGUGAACGUGACGCGAAAGCACUUGACAGGCCACCCGCACUGUACUGUGACGUGUGUGUGUUGUGUGUGUGUUGUGUGAUGUAUGUCAGCCGGCUCCCCGCAAGCAGCAGCUCAAGUCCUCUCAGUUCGAGAAGAACAUCAGCAAGCGCGGCAUGGUGCCGACGAGCAAGGACAAGAAGAACAGGUUCGCCGUCGGACCUGCCGUCCUCGCCGUCUUCCUUUUCGUCGUCGUCGGAUCGGGUACGUCACGUGCCUAUAGAUAGAUAGCUACACCACACCACACCAGCCGACACACGUGACCGUGUUUUUUCUGCUUGCGUGUGCCUGUGUUGUGACCCGUGUCGUGUUGUGCAGCCGUCCUGCAGAUCAUCGCAUCGGCAACGAGGAACCAGGUGUUCUGAGCCACCGUGAUGGCCGUCGUGUGGAUAGAGAGGAUGCUCUAGCACAGCGACGGCGAUUUUUACUUAACGAUGAAUGAAGGGCUUUAGAUAGAGGUGUGUGAGUGGACAGGACGGGUGGGGUGAUGUGCUGUGCAGGGGGAGGAGGGAGUGGGCGCAGGGCAGGGCAGGGUACCUAAUGCGUACCCCUUGUGUGGGAGAGUGAGCGCGUGUGGGUGCUGUGUUGUGGUGUCGUGGUUGCUGUGGUCUGUCUGCGGUGGUUGACGCUGGCUGCGUCGCCUGCUAAUUAGUGGAUGGAUGGAUGGAUGGGACGGAUGGGGGCCGCUCAGUGAGCUGAAUACGUGACGUUGAUAGCACGCUGUUUGGUGCUUCAUCCUCUUGGAUUGGUUCGUCAGCUGCUCAUCGAGUAAGCCAUCGACGGCUUACUUGGUGACCGGCUGAGGGAGACAUCUGAGGAAGAGGAUGGACACAAAUGGUGAUGCCUGCCUGCCUGCCUGCCUGCCUUGAUGCCUUGAUGCAUGGCGGGUUGAUGAAGCACUGCAUUGCUCGACAUAUGUGCCACCUUUCCCCACUGCAUGUGUGUAUUUUUGAUGGUCGAGCACAACACAUCAGAUGAGCGUAGGGCAUCCACCCAUCCCAUCCAUCCAUCCAUCCAUCUAUGUGUGUGUGUGUGUGUGUGUGUCCGCGUGUUGCCUGUAUGGUGGGUGUUGCGUGGUGAGGACCCUACC
Messenger RNA from Vitrella brassicaformis, 1403 nucleotides. The record is from the annotation of a GenBank genome assembly. Lineage: Eukaryota; Vitrellaceae.